Molecule: messenger RNA, 495 nt
Organism: Tupaia belangeri chinensis (Chinese tree shrew)
Lineage: Eukaryota; Metazoa; Chordata; Mammalia; Scandentia; Tupaiidae
Gene: SMIM28
Product: small integral membrane protein 28
Exons: 2
Coding region: 1-495 (164 amino acids)
Source: RefSeq, a predicted model, not a curated record
AUGCGGAGACUGCUGGGCAGCAGCUGGAGGAAGUUUGGACACGCCGGCAGGGGGUCGUAUGAGUGGUUAACCAGUGAACCAAGCCUGCCUCUCCUGGAGACCCAGCUGCAGGGCACCCAGAAGGUAAGGUCCACCCAAGAUGAUGUGGAGCCCUUCUUAUGCAUCCUCCUCCCAGCCACCAUCCUGCUCUUCCUGGCCUUUCUGCUGCUGUUCCUGCACCGCCGCUGCAAAUCUCCACAGCCCCAAGGGCAGGUGUUCAGCAUCGACCUCCCGGAGCACCCAGCUGCAGGAGACAUGACUGACUUCCUGCCUGGCUUACUACGGAGCAGUGAGCAGAACGUGCCCUACUCACCACUGCCCCGGGAGGGGGCCCUCCUCUCUGUGUGCUCACCACCCUCCUACGAAGAGGCCACCAGGAAUCCUCCCGGGGAAGAGACCCUGAGUCGUGUCCUUUGGCAGGAAGCGGGGUCAACUGGACUGGAGAAGCAAAAAUAA